This is a messenger RNA of Kwoniella mangroviensis CBS 8507, 5259 nucleotides long. RefSeq lists its product as uncharacterized. Gene Ontology annotation, cellular component: Mpp10 complex; endoplasmic reticulum membrane; nucleus. The record is from RefSeq and is a predicted model, not a curated record. NCBI's taxonomy places the organism in Eukaryota, Fungi, Basidiomycota, Tremellomycetes, Tremellales, Cryptococcaceae. Bases 1 to 5259 code for a protein of 1752 amino acids. The transcript has 16 exons. Gene Ontology annotation, biological process: dolichyl monophosphate biosynthetic process; rRNA processing. Gene Ontology annotation, molecular function: dolichol kinase activity.
AUGUCAGAGGUCAAUGGGUCAGGUUCUGCACCAGGAUCUCUCUCCCUACCACUUUCAGGAAGUUUAGGCGAACUGUCGAAACUGAUUGAAGAGAAACCAUGGAUAUUAGCUGCGUCUGAAGGUGAUCAGCAAGUCGCUGAAAAGGCUUUGCAAGUUACCAAAGAUAUCUUUGAUUUGGGUAUAUCACUUGAACCUCUCUCACAUUCUCACUUACAUCCCUUCCUCCUAUCGAUACUCGAACCACCAUCAAUCAACACCCGCUCUCAGUCCAAACAGAAAUCAACUUCCGGAAAGGAUGAAGGACAAGAGGAUGCCAAGCCAGAUGUCGAAUCUUUCUUACCGUAUACCCCAUUGUCGGUAUUGACAGUAGAUGGACUGGAUCCGGAACAGGUAUGGGCUCAGUUGGAGUUACGUUCCGAGGCUUUAUCAAAGGUCGUCAAAGAAGUUGGAGGGUCAAAUAACCUAGAAGAAGAAGAUCAAUUACAGGAUCUGGAAAGCGAUGUUGAAGAUGAAGAUGAGAGUGAAGAAGAUAUGACGAUAGAGGAAUUCAGACAGAUGUUGAUUGAGUCUGGGGAGACGCAGGCUGCUGAGAUGGAUGAUGAGGAACUGAGGGAGUUGAUGCAUGAUCUGGAUGAUGAUGAUGAUGAUAGUGAUGAAGAUGAAGACGACGAUGAAGAAGACGAAAACGAUGAUGACGAGGAACGUAUCGGAAGCGAGGAAGAAGAAGUAGAUUUAGGAGGAAGUGAUGAAGAGGAGGAAGACGUUGAGAUGGAUGAAUUCGAUCUUGGUGAAGAAGAAGAUGACGAGGCCGAGGAUGAAAACGAAGACGAGGAGGAAGAAGAGGAAGAGGAAGAUGACGAAGACGACGAUAUGUCCGCUCUAUUUGGUGCAGGUCCCUCUCAACCACAACAAAGAGGUAAAAAAGCACAUCCAACCCUUGAUGACGAUUUCUUCUCGAUCGACGACUUCAAUCGACAGACUGAAGAACUAGAAGCUGGACGAUUGACUUCCGGUAGAUUAGGAGGUGAUGAGGACGACGAAGAGGAAUUGCAAGAUGUAGGGGAUAUGAUGCUUUCUGGUGCAGGGGAUGAUGAAGAAAUUAUGUACUCUGAUUUCUUCGAAAAACCAAGAGGUCUACCCAAACCUGCUGCUACGGCGAAAGGCAAAGGAAAAGCCAAAGAAACGAAGGUCAAAGCUAAAGGAAAAGGAAAAGGCGUGAGAUUCGAUGAAGAUGAUCAUAUGGAUGAAGACGAUGAAGAAGAAGAUGAUGAAAAUGCCGCAUACGAAACAAUGGGACGUAUGAAAGGUGAUUUGUUUGACAGCGAUGACGAAGAAGACCAAGAGGAGAAGAAUUUAUCGAAUCAUGAGAAACGACAACUUGCUCUAGCUCAGCAGAUUGCUGAAUUAGAAUCCGAAGCUGUUGGACCGAAGGACUGGACAUUAUUGGGAGAAGCCACUUCCAAAGCUAGACCCGAAAACUCAUUAUUGGAGGAAAAUCUGGAUUUCGAACAGGUUCAAAAAGUUGUGCCUGUUAUCACGGAUGAGAGUGUCAAAUCUUUGGAGGAGAUCAUCAAGACUAGGAUACUGGAUAACAACUUUGAUUCGCCAGUCCGGGUACGAGCUUACGAACCCACGCCAUUCUUACCAUCAAGGUAUUUCGAAUUACAAGAUACUCAAUCGAACAAAUCCCUCGCUCAGAUAUACGAGGAAGAAUACCAAGCUGCUUCGUCCGGUACGAAAGUGACGGAUCAACGCGAUGAGAAGUUGAAGAAGCAACACGAUGAGAUCGAUAAGCUAUGGGAUGAAGUCUGUUACAAGUUGGAUGCUUUGAGUAGUUUGAACUUUGUUCCCAAGGCUCCUAAAGCUCAAAUCAGUACGAUCUCUGACUUACCUACCACAUCCAUGGAAACUGCUCUUCCAUCUACCAUGGGCACUUCAACAAUGUUAGCGCCAGAAGAACUCUUCCAGCCGCCUACAUCGGCUUCUCUCGUUGCUCGAUCUGAGUUGACACCUGAAGAGGCGCAGCGUGCCAGACAGAAGAACCGAAAGGUGAAACAAGCCCAACAGAAGAAAUUGAGCGGUAUGGCAGAUCUGUAUGGAAACAAGAAGAAGAAAUCGGUCAGAGAGGAGAAAGAAGAGGCAUUGAAGGGAUUGGUGAAAGCUGGGAAAGGUGUGACGGUCAUUGGCAAAGGGAAUAAGGAGAUUGAUAAGUCGAAGAAACGAGGAAUGGGCGGUGAGGAGAAUAGUAACAGAGAAGGUGGGAAGAGGUUGAAGUUACCUAGCGUCAGGCCAAGAUCAUUGUCACGCUCAUCAUCUUCACCUUCUCCACCUCCCGAAUCAGCCCUUUCUACAUCUUCCCCUAGGUCCUCCCCUCUCCCUUCUGGAGGCGGGUUCGGGGGACCUAGCAAUGGGACCAACGGACGAUCUUCCAGGAAGUCUUUCGGUGCGAGCUCAUCUUCUACCAUAAGAAGUAAGAACAGAGCCCCAAGUAGAGGAUCCUUACCCCGCUUUCAACCCGACAAAGCAACCCGUCCGCAAGGGAACGGAGAUACUGUAGUCACCGGGCGUGAUGGAGAUGGAAAUGGAAAUGAUAAUGAAUAUGCGUCAACCAGUCAAUAUGGUUAUGGAGCAUCUGCCAGCUCACCUUCGUGGAUCAGCGGGAGCGAAGAUAAUAGAGAAUACCUGGAUGAUUUAAAUGGCGAUCAAACGGAGAUAGAGAAUGAACAGAUGAAACAGAGGAGGAACGUCGCAGAACAGAUCGAACAGGACAGAGUAGCUACUCCCUCACCUGGUCCUCCUCCGAACCGCAAUUCUGCCCAAACACGACGACACUCUAAAGCGACCCAUCAUCAUCCUGUACCACCUGUAUAUACCCUACUUCCUGCUGAAAUGGGAUAUCAGAUACCCCUCUUUGGGUCCGAUAGGAAAGGUAAAGGGCGAGCUAUAAAUCUGAGGCUGAGAAUCACGAGGAAACGAUGUGAGAAUGCUAUAUUGCUCUCAGCGGUGAUAUUGGGAAUAUGGAAACUUGGUUGUAAUUGGGGUGAAAAAGCUUUAGCAGGCGAGAUAAGUUUUUUGGUUGGGCUAUCCAUUAUAUACACCUGCGUCAGAUUUCGCCCGACCAGAUUGAAACUACCUUCCCCUCAACCUUCGACGAAUGGUAGGCCUCAAUCACCCCAACUACAACCUCAUUCAUCACUAUCGGCAAAUGUCAGAGAACGAAUGAGUAGGAGUUCUACCGGCAACUCAGCUCCUGGGAUGUCACCGCUUUUAGUAGGAAAAGAUGAUCGAAGCAGAAGUGGAUACAUGGACGAAGAUGGUCAGAUUGGAAUGGGAGGCAGAGGUUGUUUGUGGGGUACGGAACCUAGGGAAUACAGGGAAAGUCUGGAUGAUGGCAUCUUCUUCGCUUUACUACUUGGACCUUUAGUAGCAUCCGCUUUGUUACAUGCUGCUUUAACUCAACUAUCAACAAAUCCCGAGUCGCCUUUGCCUGGCAAUUGGAAUAUCGAGUUUCCUUCAGUACUAUCUUCCACACCCAUCCGAAAGUUCGCAAGCUCAAUAAACACUCCAACAUCAGAUACGAUCAAAGCAUUAUCUGCAUUAGCUACCUCCCGUCGUAAUCUCGUUCAGCUUUUCACCCUUUGCAGUUUCGUCUUACUCGUCCAUCUAACACGAUCAUUACAUCUCGAAAUCAAACAAUCCAAACAGUCUCCUCUUACCCCUCUUUCCCCUCAAAUCGCUUCAGUCAAUCUGGAAAGAGAUAACAGCGAUUACGCGAAAUUGUCCGCUCAGCAAUCGAGCGGUACUUACUGGCUCAGAUUGGGCGAAUGGAAACGGACGCGGAGUGUGGUCGGUUUCGCUUUCCUCGUUACGGGAUGUUGUGUGAUCGUAAAGAUCGUCACUGCCAUUAUAGGCAGAGGAGUAUGGAGCGACAUGUCACCUUCUGAUAUCGUCAUCGCUACGCUGUUCUACCAAUUCAGUCUUUACGUGUGUGUCAGGUUGGCCAGACGAGGCUUCACCCUUGGCGAAUUGGGCGUAGUAUGUAAUGCUGCAACGGCACUGUUUAUGGAGGUGGUCAACUUGACUCGAAUGAAGAUCGUGUUGCUGCAAACACCUUAUAUCAAGACCUACCGACUUCCCACGCCAUUACUCACAUUCCAACUUGCUCUUAUACCUGGGUCCUUACUCGCUGGAUUCCUCUUAUCCCCAUUACUAUAUCUAUCGCGUCAUCUGGCUCAGAAACCCGCUCAUCGACUACGAUUCCCACAUGAAAAACCCGUACAUCGUCGACUCCUCGCUUUGGGCUUCUACGGUGGAUCAGCUUUAGUAUGUGGUGGGCUAGUCGGUCUAUGGACACAAUGGUUGUUGGGCGGACGUAAUCCAUGGGUAUGGGUGGUAUAUUGGUUCUUUGAAGGUGAACACGCUUGGACGAGACCUGUCCUCAUAAGCUAUUGGGGUGGUCUGGCCGCUAUAUCAGUAGCCGGCUGGAAUAGACAGCUGAACAGAGCAAGAAGACAUAGAAGGUAUACUGUUCCCGGACCAGGAAAUAACAAUACUACCAGAGGUGAAAUGGCGAAUAAUCCGAUCCCUACUCAAGAAGGAGAUACGAUUAGUGGAGUGGCAAGUUCAAUGAUGGAUGCCGCCGAUCAAAAAUUACCUACUUUGUCUGUCAAUGCAAGAAGAAAAUUCUUUCACGCUUUGGCUGUGGUCAUGUUCAUACCUGGCAUAGCUGUCGAUCCCGCAUUCACCCACUUGUCAUUCAGCGUGGCCUUUGCAGCCUUCAACUUCGCAGAGUACAUACGAUACUUUGCUUUGUGGCCUUUCGGCGUGUCCGUCCAUUUGUUCUUGAAUGAAUUCUUAGAUCAUAAAGAUUCGGGGACGGCUAUUCUAAGUCAUUUCUAUCUUUUGGCUGGGUGUGCUUCGCCAUUAUGGCUCGAAGGCCCAUCAGAGAUUUUAUGUUAUUUCGGAGUACUUUCGCUGGGUAUCGGAGAUGCCUUGGCAAGUAUAGUAGGGCGCAAGAUAGGUAGACUCAGAUGGACCACAUCGUCAGGGAAAACAGUAGAAGGUAGUAUAGCGUUCUUACUUUCCAUGUUGGCCUGUUCGGGAUCAUUGUGGAUGGUCGGGGUGGCGGAUCCGUUCAAACCCUUGCCAUACACUAUCACAACGACUCUGGCGACAUUGCUAGAAGCGUUUUCGGAUCAAAAUGAUAACUUGAUAUUACCGAUGUACGGCUGGGCAUUAGGUAUUCUGUUAGGUGUUUGA